Molecule: messenger RNA, 321 nt
Organism: Purpureocillium lilacinum
Lineage: Eukaryota; Fungi; Ascomycota; Sordariomycetes; Hypocreales; Ophiocordycipitaceae
Source: RefSeq, a predicted model, not a curated record
AUGAGAAAGAGACUCACGACAGGCAUCGUGGUGCUAAUAUGGACUGGCCCGCACGCUAACAUGUGGGAAGUGGAAGGAAGAAAUCACCUUGAUGGGUUGAUGAACUGUUCUCGGUUGCUGCCUAAAUUGCUACUAGGAGUCCUCCACGAGUUGUGUCUGACGCUGCAUGUGCCAACUUGCUACCACUCCACGGAACGGUGGCUGCCCCGCCUUCCGUAUACCUCGUUUAGAACCGCUUCAGCCGGGGGACUGCAAGACACACUUCUUGGGGAUACAUCUCGCUUCCGUUUGGUUUGCUUCCCAUUUAUCGUGAGGAAUUGA